CGCUGUUUUCCUUUUCAUGUCAAAGUUUUCGUUGCUGCUAGGAAUAUUGAUUUUCUGUGUUUUUGGAAAAAUUAACGUUGCGACGUUACAUUUUGGGAACCCACCAAGUAUUUCACAAAGUAUAUAAUGGGCAAAAAAGGUGUCGUUGCUUUUGUCAAAGAUUUCUAUUACGAUCCUUUCAAGUGGUCACUAGUUAAGAGUGUGGGCAUAUUUGCAGUCGGCGUAGUGAUCGCGAGCGAGUGCUCCGGGCUCGAGAUAAUGCCCGCAAUGCCGCAGUAGACACAUCAUAUCUCCAAUCAAUUCUAUUCUCCUAAGUUUAAGAAUUAUUCAUAAAAAAAUGUUAAAUUAUUUAUUAUUGUUUUCACUCCUCGGAGUCAGUGUUUGUCAAAAGAGGCCGAAUAUAGUUUUGGUGUUGACAGAUGAUCAGGAUGUUGUGUUGGGUGGCAUGACGCCAAUGAAGAACGUGCAUCGGUUUAUUGCUGAUGAAGGCGUCACGUUUACAAACUCGUACGUGACAUCACCGAUAUGCUGUCCGAGCCGGGCCAGUCUCCUCUCUGGUCUGUACCAGCACAACCACAGAACAGUCACAAACAGCGAGCUCGGAGGAUGCAACGGUUUGUUCUGGAGAGAAGCCGUUCAAAAUGUGACGUUCGGUAACAUUCUGAAAGAGGCUGGUUAUAAGACUUUUUAUGCUGGCAAGUAUUUGAAUCAGUAUGGCACUCCAGAGACCGGCGGUCCAGAAGCGGUGCCUCCCGGCUGGACGGAGUGGCACGGGCUGGUCGGCAACUCAGUAUACUACAACUACACCAUAUCCAACAACGGAGUGCCCACUGUAUCCACUGAUCAGUACCUUACCGAUGUCAUCCGGGAGUUAGGAGUGAGCUACAUAGACAAUCAGACUGAUCAGGAGUCGUUUUUGAUGGUAUUGGCACCACCAGCUCCUCAUCAACCCUUCACACCAGCGCCCCGACAUGAAGGGAAGUUCAGUAACGUCACAGCUGUUCGAAAUCCCAACUUUAAUGUACCUGCUGAGGACAAACACUGGCUCAUGCGAAUGCCUCCCUCUCCCCUCCCGGAGUCUAUGCUACCGGAGUUAGACCGUGUCUACCGGUCUCGUUGGGAGAGUCUACUGGCGGUAGACGAGAUGGUCGCCGACAUAGUGGGCGCGCUAGAGAAACAAGCUCUACUGGAUAACACUUACAUAAUCUACACUUCCGAUAAUGGAUAUCAUAUUGGUCAAUUCUCCCAAGUAUAUGACAAGCGUCAACCGUAUGAGUCAGAUACCAAGGUGCCCCUCCUCAUCAGAGGUCCAGGCAUCACUCCCAACUCCACCAGCUCGGCGCCAGUGCUGAACGUGGACCUCGCGCCAACUAUACUUCAGCUCGCGGGGAUACAGCCUCCGGAGCAUAUGGAUGGAAGACCUAUUAAGCUGCUUGGGCCCAAGGAGGAACAGCGAGAAAGGUAUAUGCUGGUGGAAUACCACGGCGAGGGUCGCGACAGCUCCGUUGCCGAGUCGUGCCCUUGGAAGUAUGAUGGCAAUCGCCUUGCGAAUACUGUCGAUAAUACACAUGUCCAUGGAGUUGUGUUCGAAAUAUUUUUUAAUGGGAUACCAAUGACGGCAACGGAUGACCUGUUGGAGUGCUAUCCUCAGUACGCGUGCAAGUGCCAGGACGCUCGCAAUAACACAUACACGUGUCUUCACCACUUCGCUGACAGAAUUAACAUGAAGUACUGCGAGUUUGCUGAUCUUGAGGAAUUCGUAGAAAUAUACGAUCUGAACCGCGACCCGUAUGAGCUGCAUAACUCAGUGAACGACGUAUUCCCAGCAGUGCGGCACUGGUACAGCUUCAUACUGUCGCGCAUGCAGACCUGCGCCGGCGCACGAAGCUGUGACAACCCACUCAACAUAAUUUAGUACAUACUUGUGUAACUGCA
Spodoptera exigua (beet armyworm) is the source of this 1935-nucleotide messenger RNA. NCBI's taxonomy places the organism in Eukaryota, Metazoa, Arthropoda, Insecta, Lepidoptera, Noctuidae. The record is from the annotation of a GenBank genome assembly.